UUGGCUUAGCCCACGUUUGUGUGUACCGUUUCAGCAUUGUGCGCCAACGGCCAUUUCUCGAGAGCUCACGCGCGCGCGCGCGCGCUUACCGAUGAUCCCGUGAGAAAGGUGCCCGUGGAAUUCGCCUUCGCGCGGCGCAGGAGUGCGGGAUAAAGCGCCGCCGAAUUGCAACGUGCGACAAUAUAUCGUGUACCGGCAGAUCGCGAUCCUACGAAAUUCGACGUCGAUACAUUUGACUGCCGUUGCUGCUGCCGCUGUUGCUGACGCUGCCGUUGCUGCUGCAUUCUCGAUCGCGUUUCAGCCAGAUUGCACACGUCCGUGUACAUUACUGUAUUUCUGAGCGUUGAAUCGAGGCGCAACAAUGACGAAACCGUACAGCCGUCGACAGCUCGUCACGUUACUGCUGCUACUGCAAAUCGUCUCGAGAUACGGGCACGCCGCUGCCGCGGAAUCGACGCACGCGGCCGACCUGUCGCCGUCGUCUGCGUCCGUGCCGUCCGGCCUCUCCGGCCCGGACUACACCGGGCCGUCCGCGGGUUCGGACGAGUGCGAUCCCGAGAUGGUCGGCUUCGAGCUCGUAACCGGCUAUGUAUACACCGCGCCCACGAACAUGCUCGAGUCCAUACCGGGCACGUUGAUGCUCACCGACUGCCUCGAGACCUGUCAGGCAAACGACUCCUGCCAGGCGGUCAACUACGAGACGGGGCUUUGCGUCCUAUUCAGCUCUAACGCCGACAGCAAUCCAGGGGCGCUGUCGCAAUCCCAAUUCCCCGUGUUCACCAUCUACGCCCAGAAAAGUUGCCUGGCAGUGAAACCGUGCGAACGCGCUUGGUGCAUCGAUAGAGUGCAGGGACACCGCCUUCAGGGUCACGCACGUAGGACCAUGACCGCCUCCUCGAGGCAACACUGCCUCGAGCUCUGCCUCGGUGAACGAGACUUCCUGUGCCGAUCCGCUAAUUACAUCAACGCGACCAAGCAAUGUGAGCUCUCGGACAUGGAUAGGAUGACAAUUGCAGGCUCGAAUGCCUUCCAGGCGGCGAAGGGAGUGGACUAUUUGGAAAAUCAUUGCGUGGAAGAGCCAGUGAAACUUUGCGAAUUUAAGAAGCUGACCGGCCGUAUACUGAAAACCGUGGAUUCCGUUUAUCAAGACGUCGGCACAUCCGAUGAAUGCCGCGAAUUGUGUCUGAAUUCGCCGUUCCGUUGUCAUUCUUACGAUUACGGUGACACCGGUGACAUGGUCUGUCGUCUCAGUCAUCAUUCCCGUGCCACUCUCUCUGAUAUUCAGGAACCGUAUCUCGACGUACCGGAAGCGUCCACGUACGAGCUGAGCUCUUGCUACAAUGUGACUAUCGACUGUCGCGCCGGCGACAUGGUGACCAGAAUUCAGACGAGCAAGCUCUUCUACGGCAAGGUGUACGCGAAGGGCUCGCCCAACUCCUGCGUGCAGGACGUCAAGGGCGCGCUCGAGUUUGAGCUUCGCAUGGCGUACGACGAUCUCGAGUGUAACAUAAGGCAACAGAGCCUCGGCCGGUACUUGAACGACGUGAUCAUUCAGCAUCACGACACCAUUGUCACCAGUUCCGAUCUCGGGCUGGCUGUGACCUGCCAAUAUGAUCUCACUAACAAGACCGUGUCCAACGAGGUCGAUCUCGGCGUGCAUGGCGACAUCACGCCCGCUCUGUCGGAGGAAGUGACCGUCGACUCGCCGAAUGUCGCCAUGAAGAUCACCGAUCGCAGUGGAAACGAGGCUAUCCCGUCGGCCGAGGUCGGCGAUCCUCUGGCGCUCAAAUUCGAGAUUCUCGACCCCAACAGUCCGUACGAGAUCUUCGUUCGCGAGCUGGUCGCCAUGGACGGCGUCGAUUCUAGUGAGAUUGUCCUGAUCGAUUCCGACGGCUGCCCCACCGACCACGUCAUCAUGGGACCGCUUUAUAAAUCAGCUACUACUGGCAAGAUACUGCUGUCGCACUUUGACGCAUUCAAGUUCCCGAGCUCGGAGGUGGUGCAGUUCCGCGCCCUGGUCACCCCGUGCAUGCCGACCUGCGAGCCCGUGCAGUGCGAUCAAGAGGAGACGACCGGCGAGCUGCGCUCGGUGAUCUCCUUCGGCAGACGUCGUCGCCGUCGUCGCUCGACCGCCGUCGGUGGCACUCAGAGUCGCGAGGACCUCCUCCUGGUACAGUCCAUCCAGAUCACGGAUAAAUUCGGCUUCGAGCGUGACGGCAAGCUGCCGAACGCCACAUCCGCGACGAGGGACACCGUGUUCGUCGAGAGCGAGGACAUGUCGUCGACGAUGGGGAUGUGCAUUAACCUGGGCGAGGCCAUCAUCGCCGGCACCGUCUUCCUCGUCGCCCAGAUCGUCGUCAUCGCGGCAUGGACCUUCACCUGGCAGCGACGCCGGCAGAUGCUCAAGCACCAGGAGGCGCUCUCGGUCUCCGUGUCCGUGCCCGGGAUGCAUUCCGUGCCCGGCCGCACCGACAGCCUCUGUAAGUUGUACGACGGCGGUUACUCCGCGCGUCGUUUCUGAACGACCCCCCCCCCCUCCCCGAUAUCCAUCCCCGGGGUAAAUAUCGUCAAUCUCGUCUUCCUGCGAACCACUAUUAACAAAACUCUGGCUGACUUCACAUGGACGUGAAUUCUCAAAAAUUCGGCGCGUGCCGCAAAAGAGGAAUUCUCGCGCGCGUGUCAUGGCUCCCGCAAAGCGAUCGCAAAGUAAAAAUAACAUUUUGACUUUGGCUCUCUCUUUGAAAUCUUUCUAUUCGGAAUUCGGAUGGACGCUUCGUACUAUAUAUAUCAAACUUCUCUACGAGUGUACCGCAUCGCGAGGUUGUAGCCAAUAUACGUAGCUUUUAGUGGAGUAUACCCUUUACCACCCAUGCUUACCUUGCAGUUGGGGUGGAAGCUUUGCAGAGAGGCGUUCUACUAAUUCCAAUUAAAUUCGGCCAGAUGGGCAGAUCGCGGAGUUUUAUUGAACGCGUCGGGAUAGAAGGACCUUCGGUCCUCCUGCGAUCGGGAGUGAAAGAAAAUGAUCGCUGCCCAUCUCCACGAAUGUCUUUGUAUCCGCAUUACCAUAUUAGAUACUACUCACUUCUUUCUCUACCAUAUUAGAUACUACUCACUUCUUUCUCCUCCCAAACUUCAUUUCCUCGCAGCUGGCAACGUAAGGAAACCGAUCGAUCUCGCCGCUUAAUCCAAAUUGCACUCGUGUUAUCGAUUAAAGGCGUAAUUAUACACUCGCGUAUGCACACGUGCUAAUAAUGCCGGUGGAGUACUGAACGAAAUAAUUAGGCAUAAUUGCGCUUGAUUACCUGCUACAUCUGUCGCUUAUUGAAAACACAAAUAUCAGUGUCCUCCAAUCGGCAUUUCUGAUCAAGGCCGGCGCAACGAAUCAGACGUAUAUCGUUAAUUCCGUCUGUCUCUCGGGUGGUCGGUUAUUUCAUGGAAGAAGAUCGCAAUUACGAUCCAUAACCUUUAAUUAGUGUAAUGUUCAAUGUCCAGGUGACCUUCGUGCAUAUGACGUUCAUCAAAAACCGAUGUCUCUCUAAAGAGAGAGAGAGAGAGAGAGAGAGAGAGAGAGAGGAGGG
This is a messenger RNA of Pogonomyrmex barbatus (red harvester ant), 3578 nucleotides long. RefSeq names its product ZP and PAN domain-containing protein neyo (gene neo). Gene Ontology annotation, biological process: anatomical structure morphogenesis. NCBI's taxonomy places the organism in Eukaryota, Metazoa, Arthropoda, Insecta, Hymenoptera, Formicidae. The record is from RefSeq and is a predicted model, not a curated record.